GCUGGUUCCCACCCCUGCUAGCCCGAUGGGACUUCUGGCUCCAUCCCCCCAGCCCUCGGACGGUGGCACCCCCUUGGCUGGGUCCCCAACGCUGGGCCCGGGGGAGCUCGAGAGAAGGAACCUGUUCUAGGUCGGUCUGUUGUCUCGGAGCCCGUCUAGUGUCUAGCGAUGCCAGUCAGUUAGAGUCUGUCUCUAAACUCCCUAGUAGGCAUUUGAAUAGAACUUGAAGGGGACGGAUAGGCCGGAAACGGCUCAAGGGUUUCCUCCAGGUCCGGGGGAGAGGCCCAGCUGUACCCCGCCCACAGCCCCGCCUGCAGGGCAGCUCCGAGCCCCGCACCGCCAGCGGGGCUGCGGGCGACCACUCAGCUUGGGGGAGUGGCAGUGGCCGUGGGGGCCUAGGAACCCUGACGCCCGCGGUGGGUGGCCGCGAGGCGGGGGGCACGGAGUGCGUGGUGCCCAGUUUGGCCGCCAGGAGGCGUGGCGCGAAUCCCGAGCCCGGAGUCACCCCGCGGCUGCCGCUGCCGCUCCCGCUGCAUCGCGCGCGUGUCCUUGAGCCGCGAGUGACGGUGGCUCUCGCCGCUCGAGCCCCCUCCUCCGCGGGGGGAGCCUGAUGCCGCGUUCCCGGACACGCCCGUGGAUAUGGGUGGGGCCCUGGGGCCAGCCCUGCUGCUCACCUCACUCCUCGGUGCCUGGGCAGGGCUGGGCGCGGGGCCGGGCGAGCAGGCUGUGACGGUGGCCGUAGUGUUUGGCAGCUCGGGGCCGCCCCAGGCCCAGGCCCAGACCCGGACCCGCCUCACCCCCCAGAGCUUCCUGGACCUGCCCUUGGAGAUCCAGCCACUCACCGUGGGGGUCAACAACACCAACCCCAGCAGCCUCCUCACCCAGAUCUGCGCGCUCCUGGGUGCGGCUCGCGUCCAUGGCAUCGUCUUUGAGGACAACGUGGGUACCGAGGCCGUGGCCCAGAUCCUCGACUUCAUCUCCUCCCAGACUCACGUGCCCAUCCUCAGCAUCAGUGGGGGCUCCGCUGUGGUCCUCACCCCCAAGGAGCCGGGCUCCGCCUUCCUGCAGUUGGGCGUGUCCCUGGAGCAGCAGCUGCAGGUGCUGUUCAAGGUGCUGGAGGAGUACGACUGGAGCGCGUUCGCCGUCAUCACCAGCCUGCACCCGGGCCACGCGCUCUUCCUCGAGGGCGUGCGCGCCGUCGCCGACGCCAGCUACCUGGGCUGGCGGCUGCUGGACGUGCUCACCCUGGAGCUGGGCCCCGGCGGGACGCGCGCGCACACCCAGCGCCUGCUGCGCCAGAUCGACGCCCCGGUGCUGGUGGCCUACUGCUCGCGGGAGGAGGCCGAGGUGCUGUUCGAGGAGGCGGCGCACGCCGGCCUGGUGGGGCCCGGGCACGUGUGGCUGGUGCCCAGCCUGGCUCUGGGCAGCACCGACGCGCCCCCCGCCGUCUUCCCCGUGGGCCUCAUCAGCGUGGUCACCGAGAGCUGGCGCCUCAGCCUGCGCCAGAAGGUCCGCGACGGCGUGGCCAUCCUGGCCCUCGGCGCCCACGGCUACCGGCGCCAGCACGGCGCCCUGCCCGCCCCGGCUGGGGACUGCCGCGGCCACCCCGGGCCGGUGAGCCCUGCCCGGGAGGCCUUCCACAGGCACCUACUGAACGUCACCUGGGAGGGCCGGGACUUCUCCUUCAGCCCCGGCGGGUACCUGGUCCAGCCCACCAUGGUGGUGAUCGCCCUCAACCGGCACCGCCUCUGGGAGAUGGUGGGGCGCUGGGACCACGGUGUCCUCCACAUGAAGUACCCGGUGUGGCCUCGCUACAGUGCGUCCCUGCAGCCCGUGGUGGACAGCCGGCACCUGACCGUGGCCACGCUGGAAGAGCGGCCCUUCGUCAUCGUGGAGAGCCCGGACCCUGGCACCGGCGGCUGUGUGCCCAACACCGUGCCCUGCCGAAGGCAGAGCAACCACACCUUCAGCAGCGGGGACACAGCCCCCUACACCAAGCUCUGCUGCAAGGGCUUCUGCAUCGACAUCCUCAAGAAGCUGGCCAAGGUGGUCAAGUUCUCCUACGACCUGUACCUGGUGACCAAUGGCAAGCACGGCAAGAGGGUGCGCGGCGUGUGGAAUGGCAUGAUCGGCGAGGUGUACUACAAGCGGGCGGACAUGGCCAUCGGCUCCCUCACCAUCAACGAGGAGCGCUCCGAGAUCGUGGACUUCUCGGUGCCCUUCGUGGAGACGGGCAUCAGCGUGAUGGUGGCGCGAAGCAAUGGCACCGUGUCCCCGUCGGCCUUCCUGGAGCCCUACAGCCCCUCGGUGUGGGUGAUGAUGUUCGUCAUGUGCCUCACCGUGGUGGCCCUCACUGUCUUCAUGUUCGAGUACUUCAGCCCGGUCAGCUACAACCGGGACCUCACCAGCGGCAAGAAGUCUGGGGGCCCAUCCUUCACCAUUGGCAAGUCCGUGUGGCUGCUGUGGGCACUGGUCUUCAACAACUCGGUGCCCAUCGAGAACCCCCGGGGCACCACCAGCAAGAUCAUGGUCCUGGUCUGGGCCUUCUUUGCCGUCAUCUUCCUGGCCAGCUACACCGCCAACCUGGCCGCCUUCAUGAUCCAGGAGCAGUACAUCGACACUGUGUCCGGCCUCAGUGAUAAGAAGUUUCAGCGGCCUCAGGAUCAGUACCCACCCUUUCGCUUCGGCACGGUGCCCAACGGCAGUACGGAGCGCAAUAUUCGCAGCAACUACCGGGACAUGCACACCCACAUGGUCAAGUUCAACCAGCGCUCCGUGGAGGACGCGCUCACCAGCCUCAAGAUGGGGAAGCUGGACGCCUUCAUCUAUGACGCCGCUGUCCUCAACUACAUGGCAGGCAAGGAUGAGGGCUGCAAGCUGGUCACCAUUGGCUCCGGCAAGGUCUUUGCCACCACCGGCUACGGCAUCGCCAUGCAGAAGGAGUCCCACUGGAAGCGAGCCAUCGACCUGGCGCUCCUGCAGUUCCUGGGGGAUGGGGAGACCCAGAAGCUGGAGACGGUGUGGCUCUCGGGGAUCUGCCAGAACGAGAAGAACGAGGUGAUGAGCAGCAAGCUGGACAUCGACAACAUGGCGGGCGUCUUCUACAUGCUGCUCGUGGCCAUGGGGCUGGCCUUGCUGGUCUUCGCGUGGGAGCACCUGGUCUACUGGAAGCUGCGCCACUCGGUGCCCAGCACGUCCCGGCUGGACCUCCUGCUGGCCUUCAGCAGGGGCAUCUACAGCUGCUUCGGCGGGGUGCAGAGCCCGGCCAGCCCCGCGCGGCCGCCCAGCCCCGACCCCUCGGCCAGCUCCGCGCAGGCCAGCGUGCUCAAGAUGCUGCAGGCGGCGCGCGACAUGGUGACCUCGGCCGGCGUGAGUAGCUCCCUGGACCGCGCCACGCGCACCAUUGAGAAAUGGGGCAGCCGCCGCGCGCCCCUGACGCCCGCCGGCCCGGGCCCUCGGCCGCCCACCCCCCGCCGGCCCCCCGACCCGGGCUCCAGAGGCAGCGGCCGUGCCGCGCUGGGGCGCAGGACCCCGCAGCUGCCGGGCCGCCCCCCGACGCCAAGGCCGCCCCUGCCCAGCGGCUCCCGGGUGUGCAGCCGGCCCGCCUGGGAGGUGCGGUGGCCGGUGCGGACCCGGCGCUGCGGGCGGCACCUCGCGGCCUCCGAGCGGCGAGCGCUCCCGGAGCGCCCCCUGUCGCCCGAGCGCUGCCGCUACAGCUCCUUCCCCCGAGUCGACCGGUCGGGACGGCCCUUCCUCCCGCUCUUCCCGGAUUCCCCGGAGCCGGAGGAUCUGCCGCUGCUCGGGCCGGAGCAGCUGGCCCGGAGGGAGGCCCUGCUGCACGCCGCCUGGGCCCGGGGCCCGCGCGCGCGCCACGCUUCCCUGCCCAGCGCGGUCGGCGAGGCCCUCGCCCGGCCCAGCGCUCUGUCCGCCCCGUGCGGCCGCCCGGCCUGCGGGCGCUUGGCGCAGGCGCAGUCCCUGUGGCUGCCGUCCUACAGGGAGGCCUGUCAGGACCGCGCGUGGGCAGGGGUCCCCGCCUGGCCCCACAGACAGCACGCCUGCCUCUGCGCCCAUGCCCACCUGCCGCUCUGCUGGAGGGCUGUCUGCCCUCACCUCCCGCCCUGUGCCAGCCGUGGCCCCUGGCUCGCUGGGGCCGGGGGGCCUCCGGGGCACAGGAGCAGGACCCUGGGGCUGAGGACAGGCUACAGGGACAGUGGGGGGCCGGGAGAGGUCAGCAGGGCGGCCUGUGGGACGCAGGGCUUCCUGGGACCUUGCACCUGGAGGCGCAUUAACAGCUUGGAGUCGGAAGUGUGAGGUGUCGCCUGCUCUGGCACCUGGUCAGCUGGGUCCUCCACGGGGCGCUGCCAGCGUUAGGGGCGGGCAGGCGGGGGCUUUUCUGACUUUUGCCAUGAAAUCCUGGCCAUGGAGCCCAGUGACAGUGUCCUCUGUGCUCAGUUGAGUGACCUCAGCAGCUCGGGUCCUAGUGUGGGCUCGGUUCUUGCUGUCCCCUCAUCGUGCCCAAACCUUCCCAGGACCUGGAGUCAGGGAGCAGCAGGGGGUCUCCCUUCCUGCUGUCAGCCAGUCCUGGUCCUGGCUGGGGGGCAGGAGGGGGGUUGGUGUGGGAGCACGGAGGCUGGAACUCGGGGCUGGAGCAGGGCGGCUCCGCCCCUUUGCUCCGCUGGCUGG
Molecule: messenger RNA, 4683 nt
Organism: Myotis daubentonii (Daubenton's bat)
Lineage: Eukaryota; Metazoa; Chordata; Mammalia; Chiroptera; Vespertilionidae
Gene: GRIN2C
Product: glutamate ionotropic receptor NMDA type subunit 2C
Biological process (GO): monoatomic ion transport
Cellular component (GO): membrane
Molecular function (GO): signaling receptor activity; ligand-gated monoatomic ion channel activity
Source: RefSeq, a predicted model, not a curated record